AUGGAGGUCUUCAGCUCCUUCUACGCCUUCGCCGACCGCUUCAAACGGCCCAUCUACAUUGCCCAAGCCGUGCUCGUGCUCGGCGCUUUCAUCACAGGAUGCACGCUCGUGGCCAAUACAUCCAUGCCGCGCUCGCCCUUUACGACACUGGUGCUCGUCUACGCCAUCAAGUCCGCCUUGUUCCUUCUCUACCAGUACCUCAGCACGCACAUGGCCCGAUUCAGACGGUUUGCGAGCCUGAAGGCGAACUACAUCCUGUAUCAGCUGGAUUGCUUGCUCUGGUUCACCGCGUUUUUCAUCUCGUGUAUGGGCGGUGGACGCUGUGGGGGCAGUAGUUGUACGCUGAUCGCGGUUGCGACUACGAUUGCGCUGCUGUUGUGUGGGACGUAUUUGUUCACUGCGAUUGGCAUCAAUUGGCCAAAAUGGAGGGCAAGCAUGAAGCUGCCGCAGGUGGAGCAGGUUUGA
This is a messenger RNA of Ascochyta rabiei, 465 nucleotides long. RefSeq lists its product as uncharacterized. Lineage: Eukaryota; Fungi; Ascomycota; Dothideomycetes; Pleosporales; Didymellaceae. The transcript has 2 exons. Bases 1 to 465 code for a protein of 154 amino acids. The record is from RefSeq and is a predicted model, not a curated record.